GUGACCACAGAGGCGCCCCAGAGCUGGAGGUUGUUCUACAUUCUAGGCUUUAUGAGACAGAAUAAUCAGUGAAGCGAUGCCCACAGACAGGAUGCAUGAUCUGCAGUGUGGGAUGACCCCCGUAAAGCAUUUCUGUGAGCUCUGCUCAGUGUGGAUGCUUCUGUCUUUUCUUUCAGCUGUGAAGACUGAAAGCGCUGUAUUGAAUACGUCUUCAGGUCACACUGUUCUUCAGGGCAAGACAACUACAGUUAACUGUGAUUAUAACAAAACAAUUGAAAAGGUUUUUUUUACAGUAGCCUUGAGCAGAGAACAGUUACUGUGCUCAUAUAUAUAUCAGCAUAAUUCCUGGAGGAAGCGACCGUGUAAAGACAACAUCAGAUUUAUUUGGACUCCAGAAACAGAGGAAAUAUCAUUUGAGCUGUUGAAUCUUCAGAUAAAUGAUUCGGGUGUCUAUACCUGUGCUGUGGAGAGAGAAGUACACCCUCCGGUAAAGCGACUGGGAGUUCAGACAGCAUUCAUUGAUGUGAUCGCUCGUCCAGUGGUGUCUACUUCUUGUAUGGAGGGGUCUGAUGGAGCUCGCACAAUGCUUUGCACUGCUGAGGGGUUUUAUCCUGCUGCUCUGGAGCAGGUCUGGAUCGGAGAUGGAGAACAUAUCACCUACCCCAACUCUUCACUCAUAAACAGAGAGUAUCUGAACUCUUCUGCCGUUCAGUGGAACUCCAGCAUCAACACAGACGGAUCUUACAGCCGCACAUCCUACCUUCACCUGCCACCCACACCUAAACAGGUGAUGUACCACUGCUGGGUGAAUCACUCGUCCCUCAACCAGUCGAUCUCUGUUAACAUCUCCUCCACUGAGUGCUAUGAAAAAACCAAGCAGCUGAUAAGUGGGAGUUUUAUAAUGGCGGUUAUCAGCUUCGGUGUGUUGACCGGGGUCUUUUUCAUUACUGCCAUUAACUAUCCAAGCCUCAAAGAAUGUCGUCUCUGCUCUUCUGCUGAAGAGACUAAAACCUCUGAAGCUGCCUCACUCUCUCAGGUGGAGUUCCACAUCAUCUCAGCACCUCCACAAAUCAUCUCAGCGCCUCCACACUGACUCCUCUCUCAAUCAUCUACUCCAACAACACGAACUGAAGCAAAUCAUGAUGUUGAUAACUUCAGCUCCUAAAAUUCAUAUUAAAUUGAUUAAAAUUGAUUGAUUAAAAC
Messenger RNA from Colossoma macropomum (tambaqui), 1203 nucleotides. RefSeq lists its product as uncharacterized. The record is from RefSeq and is a predicted model, not a curated record. The transcript is spliced from 7 exons. Bases 77 to 1093 code for a protein of 338 amino acids. NCBI's taxonomy places the organism in Eukaryota, Metazoa, Chordata, Actinopteri, Characiformes, Serrasalmidae.